Molecule: messenger RNA, 137 nt
Organism: Racocetra persica
Lineage: Eukaryota; Fungi; Glomeromycota; Glomeromycetes; Diversisporales; Gigasporaceae
Source: the annotation of a GenBank genome assembly
ACCCAUUAUUGGUUUUCAAAACUGGUAGUCUUUCCAGAUCUGCUAAACUAUUAGCACUUAAAGCCUUACAAAAAAUAUAUCAAUAUACAAAUGGUGAAUUAACUCUAGUAGGUUAUAAAGAACUAAAAACAUUUUAG